Messenger RNA from Hemisphaericaspora subhashii, 540 nucleotides. RefSeq lists its product as uncharacterized. The coding region runs from base 1 to 540 and encodes 179 amino acids. The transcript has a single exon. The record is from RefSeq and is a predicted model, not a curated record. Lineage: Eukaryota; Fungi; Ascomycota; Pichiomycetes; Serinales; Debaryomycetaceae.
AUGCAUGCAAUCUACGAACUUGAAGAAUUUCAAAGUCUUUGGACCCUCCUCACAGAUAAUUCCCAUUGCGGCCAUUAUUCAAGUUAUCUCAAUGACGGUAUAGUCCUCUCAGAAAAGGAAUUCAACCUUACUCUCAUCCCACUUCCAUGUCUACUCAAUAAACUCAGUUCCGGAGAAGUCACAUCCCUAGAAACAGUCAUUGCAUUUAUCAAGAAGGCCCUUCUUGUCUCCGAUCAAAGCUCAUAUCCCCUCAGAAGUACAGAAUCUAUAAAGGUUGAACAGAUUUUGAAAGCUGUUGAGAGAGCUAAUUAUUUAGAUAUUUAUUAUACAAGAUACGGUCCAAUUGGGCCAUUGCAUGGAUUGCCUAUUUCUAAGGAUCAAUUGAAAGCUAUGGGGUUGGAACAAGACGAAGUAGAUCAGGUAUUCACAGUCGAAUUAGGGCAAGUUAUGUUGGAUUUUGUAUAUUAUCCUGACUUGGGACAUUCAAAGAGAAUGAGUUAUAAUCGCUGGAAUAUUUCCCGUAGAUCAAGAAGUUUUUAG